Messenger RNA from Poecile atricapillus (Black-capped chickadee), 1260 nucleotides. RefSeq names its product RNA-binding protein 10-like. The transcript is spliced from 11 exons. Gene Ontology annotation, biological process: mRNA splicing, via spliceosome. The coding region runs from base 173 to 1117 and encodes 314 amino acids. The record is from RefSeq and is a predicted model, not a curated record. Gene Ontology annotation, cellular component: nucleus. NCBI's taxonomy places the organism in Eukaryota, Metazoa, Chordata, Aves, Passeriformes, Paridae. Gene Ontology annotation, molecular function: RNA binding.
CCUGUACAGCGAGGACCAAUUAGAACGCGGAGUUUUUAGGACUGGCGGGAGCCUCGCCCAAUGGGAGCGCGGCGAGGGUUGGCGGGCGGGACGGGUUUCACUGAGCGGGAGCGGCGCCGCCAUUUUGGCGCUCGGAAGCGGCGGCGGCGGCGCUCGGGAAGGUGCUGCCAGCAUGGAGUACGAGCGCAGGGGUGGCCGUGGGGACCGCACGGGGCGUUACGGGGGUGCCCCACCCCUCUCCGAGGACGGCUCCCGCAGCCAGCGCGAUCACGACUAUCGCGACAUGGAUUAUCGCGGCUACGGGGGACCCCCGGAGGGACCCCCCGCUGCCGGGACCCCCCCUCAGGCCUCCUACGAGAACUCAGAGCCCCCCCGGAAACGGGAGCAGCCCCGGGAGCCUCCCCGGGACCCCCCGGCGCUGCCGUUCGGCGCCGACGGCGAUUACCGGGACCAGGAUUACCGGGAGGGCGCCGAGGAGGAGCCGAGGGCCAGCACCAUCGUCAUGCUCCGCAUGCUGCCCCAGGCGGCCACCGAGAACGACAUCCGGGCGCAGCUGCAGGCGCAGGGGGUGCAGCCCCGUGAGGUGCGGCUGAUGCGCAACAAAUCCUCAGGUCAGAGCCGAGGAUUCGCCUUCGUGGAAUUCCAUCACGUGCAGGAGGCGGCCAGGUGGAUGGAGGCCAACCAGGCCGGGCUGACCCUCCUGGGGCACCGCGUGUCCCUGCACUACAGCGACCCCAAACCCAAAAUCAACGAGGACUGGCUGUGUGCUAAGUGCGGGGUGCAGAACUUCAAGCGACGCGAGAAAUGUUUCAAAUGCGGCGUCCCCAAAGCCGAGGCCGAGCAGAGGGGUCCGGGGGGUCCCCGUCCGGAGCUGGUGCCGGGGGGGGGAGGGGGGCUCCUGCCCCUCCCCCAACCCUACGGCCCCACCCUUGGGGGGCCCCCAGGGGGGUCCCAGGGGGGCACCGAGCCCGGAGCUGACAACGCCAACGACACCAUCAUCCUGCGGAACCUGCACCCCCAAGGAGCAGCCUCGAGUCCAUCCUGGCCGCGCUCGCCCCCUUCGCCGCCCUCUCGGCCGCCAACGUCCGCGUCAUCAAGGACAGACAGACACAGCUGAACCGCGGCUUCGCCUUCGUGCAGCUCAGCACCAUCGUGGAAGCGGCGCAGCUGCUGCAGAUGCUGCAGGCCCUGCACCCCCCCCUGCACAUCGACGGCAAAAGCAUCAACGUGGAGUUCGCCAAAGGCUCCAAGAGGUGAGGG